UCUCUCUCUUUCUUUAAACACUAUAAGAGGUACCCCUUAUUAUUCAAGUCUUCGUUCAACCAUCCCCGCCCCCUUUUUCUGAACAACUUUUUCUUUAUUUCCAUACCCCACCAUCGAUAGUUCAGUCAUCGUUUACUCGGUCCUCCUUCGCACACAGUCAACCAGUUUAGGUGACAAUUGAAAAUCAAAAUCAUAAUAAAAAAUCCCCAUGUUUCAAUCUCAUAACCCUCUUUCCUAGAACCAUCAAUUUCUUAUUAUUUUAGUUUCGGAAAUUCAUACCAUGUUAGAAGAAGACGACACCCAUUCACCUUCACCAACACCAACACCACCACCACAGCUGCCACCGGCAGCCGGAGACACCCGGAAGAUAUACUCCAGGUCAGUCUCAUGGGCUGCCGGAAAAGCGAGGGCCAGUUUGCCCCCACUUCAGCCGCUUUCAGUUACCAGGCCCAAGGCCCAAGAGUGGCCCACUGCAGGAUCUGAUGAUCUCGGUGUGUGGCCCAAUAUCACCGCCACCUGCACCACCCCCGGUGCUAGAGCGAGUGCUAGACCACCUACACCACUGUUGGAUUUAAACACCGGAAAACCCCCCAGAGAAUUCGAGUUUAAGAAAGAUAAACUUGCGUUUUUUGAUAAAGAAUGUUCUAGAAUUAUAGAUCACGUGUUUUUAGGGAGUGAUGCUGUUGCAAAAAACCGUGAUGUCCUUCGAAAAAAUCAUAUCACACAUGUCUUGAAUUGUGUGGGUUUUGUGUGUCCGGAAUAUUUCAAAAAAGAUUUAGUCUACAAAACAUUGUGGCUUCAAGACAAUCCGUCUGAGGAUAUCACUUCUAUUUUGUACGAUGUUUUUGACUACUUUGAGGAUGUCCGUGAGCAAAACGGCCGCGUUUUUGUGCAUUGUUGUCAAGGGGUGUCACGGUCAACAUCUUUGGUCAUAGCCUAUCUUAUGUGGAGAGAAGGCGAAAGCUUUGAGACCGCCUUUCAGCGCGUGAAAGCGGCUAGAGGCGUCACGAACCCCAACAUGGGGUUCGCGAGCCAGCUGUUACAGUGUCAAAAACGGGUUCAUGGUGUGCCGGUUAGCCCGAAUUCGGUUUUGAGGAUGUAUAGGAUUGCGCCGCACUCGUCUUAUGCGCCGCUUCAUUUGGUGCCCAAGUUGUUGGCGAGGCCGGGUGCUAUGGCGCUUGAUUCGCGUGGGGCGUUUAUUGUUAAUGUUCCGUCGGCUGUUUAUGUUUGGGUUGGGAAGAAGUGUGAUUCGUUGAUGAGUGAAAGUGCGAGGUUAGGUGCGUCACAGGUUAUAAGAUAUGAGAAGGCGAAUGGGCCUGUGUUGACCGUUAAGGAAGGUGAAGAGCCGAGUGAGUUCUGGAAUGCAGUCGCUGAAGAUCAAGUAGGUAGAUGUAGAGUAGGUGAAAGGAAGGUUGUUGAUUACGACAUAGAUUUCGCGGUUUUUGAUAAGGCUGCGAAUAGCGGUGUGGUCCCGCCUUUCUCGGUGUCGGGGAAUGACUACGAGAUGUGUUUGCCAGCUAGGCGAAGCGGGUGGGAAAGGUUGAGAAGGAAGUUUGCUACUGGGAUCAUGAAGGAUUUGAUCGCACCAUCGAAAGAAACUUUAGCGCCUUCUGAUUCACCGGUUUCUUGUUCUUCUUGGGCGAAAAACGAGGAUGAUAACAGUGAAUGUAUGUCAAUGUCACCGGAGUCAUUUUCUUCGUAUCUUGUUAACGAUGCAAGAAAGUUUGAUAGUAUGUCACCUUCGAUCUCACCUACAACAUCGGAUUACUCAAAUUCGUUAUCGUUUUCACCCACAUGGUCUGAUUUUUCUGCCUCAGAUCCUAGUCCGAAUCGUAAACUUGGAAAUAUUACACCUUGCCCGAAGAAUCUGGUCAGAACAUGGUCGUUUACGUUGGAGGAUCAAAGCAUGGAAUGCGUUGAAGGUGACGAUGAGGAAGAGGGGCAGGGGCAGGAGUCUAUGUUUAAAGCCGAAAACCAAGUGCAGAGUAAAAAUGACCACAAUGACGAAAAUGACCCUGAUUUCGUUCUAUAUCAUUGGCCGAAUAUGGAGAGAGUCGAGAUGGGUAGUUUGGGGAUUCCUGAUUCCCGAUCGGUGUAUAUAACGCAUUUCGUGAAUGUUGUGUAUAUUUGGGUGGGGCGUGAAUUCGGGGAUGAUCAAAUCGGGUGGCAAUCGGUUGGCCAUGAUUUUCUUGUCAAGAAAGGGUUGAAUACAAGCUCUGAUAUUCAGAUAGUUAGAGAAGGGGAAGAACCAGAGCAACUAUGGAAACAUCUGCAUUGUUUCUCCUUCCAGAACACAGCAGAGAAUCAAGACAAAGGCAAAACAGAUAUCAUAUAGUUAAUAUAUAUUUAUAUAAAUAUAUGGUUUACAUUACAGGAAUCCUGUACAGUUUUUAAACUUAAUUUAAAGAAUAAUACUUUUCAGUU
Helianthus annuus (common sunflower) is the source of this 2424-nucleotide messenger RNA. RefSeq names its product protein-tyrosine-phosphatase MKP1. The transcript is spliced from 2 exons. Gene Ontology annotation, biological process: protein dephosphorylation. Gene Ontology annotation, molecular function: protein tyrosine/serine/threonine phosphatase activity. The record is from RefSeq and is a predicted model, not a curated record. The coding region runs from base 281 to 2335 and encodes 684 amino acids. NCBI's taxonomy places the organism in Eukaryota, Viridiplantae, Streptophyta, Magnoliopsida, Asterales, Asteraceae.